UGCCCUGCUCGGCCUCAUCAUCCCAAGCGGCACAGCAGCCUCGAGCUGAACUGAAGCAGGGGAGGGGAGGAGAGGAGAGGAGAGAGCAACGCGUUCACCGUUGAGAGAAGAGAAGGAAGUAAGACGAGCGCAAUGCGUCGCGUCACGGUGCUCGUUCUGCUCCUCGCCUGCGCGGCGGCGCGCGCCGCCGCCGCCGUCGUCACCGACGGGCUGUUGCCGAACGGCAACUUCGAGGAGGGCCCACCCAAGUCGGACCUGGUGAACGGCACGGUGGUGCGCGGCGCGAACGCCAUCCCGCGGUGGGAGACGUCCGGGUUCGUGGAGUACAUCGAGUCCGGGCACAAGCAGGGGGACAUGCUGCUGGUGGUGCCGCAGGGCGCGCACGCCGUGCGCCUCGGCAACGAGGCGUCCAUCCGGCAGCGGCUCGCCGUGACCAGGGGCGCCUACUACGCCGUCACGUUUAGCGCGGCGCGCACCUGCGCCCAGGCGGAGCAGCUCAACGUGUCGGUGAGCCCCGAGUGGGGGGUGCUCCCCAUGCAGACCAUCUACGGCAGCAACGGGUGGGACUCGUACGCGUGGGCGUUCAAGGCGAAGAUGGACGAGGUGGCGCUCGUCAUCCACAACCCGGGCGUGGAGGAGGACCCGGCGUGCGGCCCGCUCAUCGACGGCGUCGCCAUCAGGGCGCUGUACCCGCCGACGCUGGCCAAGGGGAACAUGCUCAAGAACGGCGGGUUCGAGGAGGGCCCCUACUUCCUCCCCAACGCGUCGUGGGGGGUGCUCGUCCCGCCCAACAUCGAGGACGACCACUCGCCGCUCCCGGCGUGGAUGAUCAUGUCGUCCAAGGCCGUCAAGUACGUCGACGCCGCGCACUUCGCCGUGCCGCAGGGCGCCCGCGCCGUGGAGCUGGUGGGGGGCAAGGAGUCGGCGCUGGUGCAGGAGGUGCGCACCGUGCCCGGGUGGACGUACCGCCUGUCGUUCGCCGUGGGCGACGCGCGCGACGGGUGCGCGGGCUCCAUGGUCGCCGAGGCGUACGCGGCGAGGGCCUCCAUCAAGGUGCCGUACGAGUCCAAGGGCACCGGCGGGUACAAGCGCGCCGUCCUCGAGUUCGCCGCCAUCGCCAACCGCACCCGCGUCGUGUUCCAGAGCACGUUCUACCACACCAUGACCGACGGCUCGCUCUGCGGGCCGGUCAUCGACGACGCCUCCCUCGUCGGCCUCCGCAAGAAGACGGCCGGCCGGCGGCUGCUCCUGUAAGACGAACGGCCGCGUGGCAUCGAACGCCGUCGCAUUCCCUCCAUUCUAUGAAUAUAUGAAUACAAGGCGCGGUUAAACUUGGGGGCAGUUGGCACGACCAAAGUUGGGUGCUAAAAUGGGUAGUAUUGCUAGGCUCGUUUUUUUGGUUUUGGUGUGUACUCUGGUAUAUGUACGCGUGUGCGCGCGUUGCAUGGUUAUACUUUGGAGCUGCGCUCGUUUGGUGUUUUGUUGUGAAGAGGAGAGGUGAUACGUGGUGCAAGGUCUGUCACAAGGGGUUUGGUUGAUCAACUUAACCGGAGGUGCCAACCUAAACGCACCAUCAGACAUUAUGAAUGGGAAGCAUUACUAGUGCUCACUUUUUUAUAAGUCAAUUGUGUAUUUUUAAUUCUGUUCUAAAAAGCCAGAUCCUUUUUGAAA
Messenger RNA from Oryza sativa Japonica Group (Japanese rice), 1671 nucleotides. RefSeq names its product BIIDXI-like protein At5g11420. Lineage: Eukaryota; Viridiplantae; Streptophyta; Magnoliopsida; Poales; Poaceae. The record is from RefSeq and is a predicted model, not a curated record.